AAAAAAAUACUUCGAAAUGGAUAUGUAUAAAUACUUUUGUUGAAGCAUUAAUGGGCAGAGUUCUGCAGUAGAGCGCAGUGCGAGCUUUCAUUGAAUUCAGCAGACAGCAGAUACUAGGAUACAACCUAAUAUCGUACAAUAGAUUUAUCCUUCUACUCUUUUUGUCAGUCAGAAAAAACCAACAUGACAAAUCAUACGAAAUUCAUCUCAAGUGUUUUGCUUCUCUUUCUUGUUAUAUCAUAUACACCAAACCCUACUUCUUCCCAGACGAUUGUCAAGGCUUUGCCAGGAUUUCCCGGGGAACUUCCCUUCAAACUUGAAACGGGAUAUGUUGAAGUGGGAGAGAGAGAAGAUGUGGUGUUAUUUUAUUAUUUUGUGGAAUCUGAACGGAAUCCGGCGACGGACCCUCUCUUGAUCUGGAUCGCCGGCGGGCCAGGUUGUUCUACUCUGCGUUCCUUCUUCUUUCAGAUCGGUCCGUUUACAAUAGAAUAUUCAGACACCAGCAAAGAAAUACCGGAUUUGCAUUUGAAUCCAUACUCUUGGACAAAGUUGGCUAAUGUCAUUUUCCUGGAUGCGCCUACAUCUGGAUUUUCCUAUGCAAAAUCUCCAGAGACUUACACAAAUAGUGAUACUUUAUCGGCAAAAUACACUUAUCAGUUUCUUCGCAAGUGGCUCGAGAAACAUCCCAAGUUUAUCAGCAAUCCUUUGUACGUCACUGGUAUAUCCUACUCAGGAAUAACUAUUCCGCUUAUUGUUCAAGAGACAUUUAACGGUAAUGAAGCUGGAAAUGAGCCGAGAAUUAAUAUUACAGGCUAUAUUAUUGGAAACCCACUAACAGAUAGGAACAUCGACUUCAACACCCGAAUUCCAUAUGCUCACCAGGUGGCGCUUCUAUCAGAUGAACUAUAUGAGUCAACUAAAGCGCAUUGCAAUGGUGAGUACGUGAACGUUCAUGCAAACAACAAAUUAUGUCAGAGUGAUCUCCAAAAAGUUGAUGAGUGCCUGGAGGACGUGUAUAUAUAUCAGAUAUUGGAACCAAUUUGCACUCCAGAGACCAGCACCAGGAGUUUGCUGCAAAAUAUUGGUAGCUCAACUAAGAAGUAUGAAGUCCCCCUCUCCCAGUCAGCCCAAUUGAAGGGCCAACAAUGGUGUCGGGAAAAUACAUAUCUGUACACUGACGUUUGGGCGAAUGUUCCAUCAGUACGAAAAGCACUGAAUAUCCGGGAGGGAACUAUUGGAGAGUGGGUUAGAUGCAAUGCUGAUCACUAUAUUAUUGGUAAAAAUGAUACUGUUAACUAUGCUUACGAUGUCUCUAGUACUCUUGCUAAUCAUCGAAACUUCACAAAAAAAAAUUGCCGAGCACUUAUAAUAAGUGGGGAUCACGACAUGGCCUUUUCACACUUAGGAACUAAGAAGUGGAUACACAGUCUAAAUUUAGAUGUUGAUAGUACCUGGGCACCAUGGUUUGUCAAGCAACAAGUAGCGGGAUACACCGAGUCAUUUUCACAUGAUAACUUUACCUUAACAUUUGCGACUGUUAAGGGUGGAGGUCAUGCAGCUCAAGAGUUCAAGCCUGAAGAAUGUCUAGCUAUGGUCAAUAGGUGGUUUGAUCAUAAACCCCUUUAUAGUGUCUAAUAUUAAGGCACCUUCUUGGGCACAAUUGAGCAUGGGGCUUAGAGUGCGUUAUUGCUUUAAUAUAUUUGCGAGCACUAUGUCUGUAAAUCUAGUUUGCAAAUAUAUACUCCGGCCAAAUUUCUUCAUAGCAGAAAGGUCGUGGCCAUAAAAUUUUCCAUUAGGCUUUUGAUUUCUAUUCC
Molecule: messenger RNA, 1814 nt
Organism: Daucus carota subsp. sativus
Lineage: Eukaryota; Viridiplantae; Streptophyta; Magnoliopsida; Apiales; Apiaceae
Product: serine carboxypeptidase-like 2
Exons: 14
Coding region: 184-1635 (483 amino acids)
Biological process (GO): secondary metabolic process; proteolysis
Molecular function (GO): acyltransferase activity, transferring groups other than amino-acyl groups; serine-type carboxypeptidase activity
Source: RefSeq, a predicted model, not a curated record